This is a messenger RNA of Chanos chanos (milkfish), 1931 nucleotides long. RefSeq names its product SMAD family member 3b (gene smad3b). The record is from RefSeq and is a predicted model, not a curated record. Gene Ontology annotation, biological process: transforming growth factor beta receptor signaling pathway; anatomical structure morphogenesis; positive regulation of transcription by RNA polymerase II. Gene Ontology annotation, molecular function: I-SMAD binding; RNA polymerase II cis-regulatory region sequence-specific DNA binding; DNA-binding transcription factor activity, RNA polymerase II-specific. Lineage: Eukaryota; Metazoa; Chordata; Actinopteri; Gonorynchiformes; Chanidae. The coding region runs from base 1 to 1278 and encodes 425 amino acids. The transcript is spliced from 9 exons. Gene Ontology annotation, cellular component: heteromeric SMAD protein complex.
AUGUCUAUAUUGCCUUUUACUCCUCCGAUUGUGAAGAGGCUGUUGGGCUGGAAAAAGGGAGAGCAAAAUGGACAAGAGGAGAAAUGGUGUGAAAAAGCAGUGAAGAGUUUGGUGAAGAAGUUAAAAAAGACGGGUCAACUGGACGAGCUAGAAAAGGCCAUAACAACCCAGAACGUUAAUACGAAAUGCAUUACCAUACCGAGGUCUCUGGACGGACGUCUGCAGGUGUCUCACAGGAAGGGCCUUCCUCAUGUUAUCUACUGUAGACUGUGGCGCUGGCCCGACCUCCAGUCCCACCAUGAGCUCCGAGCCAUCGACCUCUGUGAGUUUGCCUUCCACAUGAAGAAGGAUGAGGUGUGUGUUAACCCCUACCAUUACCAACGUGUGGAAACUCCAGUCCUUCCUCCAGUGUUGGUCCCCCGACACACAGAGAUUCCCACUGAGUUUCCCCCGCUGGACGACUACAGCCACUCCAUCCCUGAGAACACCAACUUCCCCGCCGGCAUCGAACCGCAGAGUAACUACAUCCCCGAGACUCCCCCCCCAGGUUACCUGAGUGAAGAUGGAGAGACAAGUGACCAUCAGAUGAAUCAUAGCAUGGAUACAGGUUCUCCUAACCUGUCACCCAAUCCAGUGUCUCCCGCAAACAGCAACCUCGACUUGCAACCUGUGACCUACUGCGAGUCGGCUUUCUGGUGCUCCAUCUCCUACUACGAGCUUAACCAGCGUGUGGGGGAGACUUUCCACGCCUCCCAGCCUUCGCUCACCGUGGACGGCUUCACCGACCCGUCCAACGCUGAACGGUUCUGCCUGGGCCUCCUGUCCAACGUCAACAGAAACGCAGCUGUGGAGCUCACCAGACGCCACAUCGGCCGAGGGGUACGACUCUACUACAUCGGCGGGGAGGUUUUUGCGGAGUGUCUGAGUGACAGUGCCAUUUUUGUCCAGAGUCCUAACUGCAACCAGCGUUACGGCUGGCACCCGGCCACCGUGUGUAAGAUUCCCCCAGGCUGUAACCUGAAGAUCUUUAAUAAUCAGGAGUUUGCGGCUCUGUUGGCUCAGUCUGUCAAUCAAGGGUUUGAAGCUGUUUACCAGCUGACUCGCAUGUGCACCAUACGCAUGAGCUUUGUCAAAGGCUGGGGCGCAGAGUACAGGCGCCAGACGGUCACUAGCACCCCCUGCUGGAUAGAACUGCAUCUGAAUGGGCCCUUACAAUGGCUGGACAAAGUGUUAACUCAGAUGGGCUCACCGAACAACCGCUGCACCAGUGUGUCGUAAUAUACACACACACACACACACACACACACACACACAAAAUUGGACCCUUUAUACCUCCCCCGACCCUCCCAAACCACCCUUCCCAUCACCCGUCCAGAACCGCCCAGGAACAAACCUACAAAGAAACCCACUCUGAAAACCAGCUGUUGCACCAGCGUGUCAUGGGACACACACACACACACACACACACGUACACUGACCAUACAACACCAUUACCAAGUAACCCAAAAAUACCCCACCUGAAUACCCCCACUCCCACCGCUGCUCAUCCACUUACCACCCAAGAACAAACCCCCAAAAAACAUUCAGAGAAGAAGGGGUGAGUGAAACAGAAGAGGAGUGAAAGAUUUCUUGUUUUUACCCAGCACUCCACCUGCAGCUGGUUCCAGUAUUUUUUUGGAAGCACUUUUUCAUGACGAACGCCAUGUGUCACAUUCGAGCCAUCUGAAUGCAUUUUGAUGGUCAUCGUCACCCCUUUGAUUUUGAUGUCGGAAGCAUGUGAGCAAUAUUGACCACUUGAGAUGUGCGAAAACGAAACGCAGAUUGUAUACAUUCAUGGACAGACGGAACUGUAUUUUAUAGGAGCAGAUAAAGUGUUAUUUUUGGACAGAUAUACAGAAAGACAAGGCCUCUUAUACUUGUGCAUUGUGAAA